CAUUUUUCACUACCAAGUCGAACCACCACAGACCCUUGACGUGGCUCUUCCACUCGCCUUCCAGAAGCCUUCCAUUCUGUUUUGCUACGAACUCAAAACAGCUCAUUGACUGCCAUGGAGUCACAUAACGACAGGAAGCUCUCAGACGUAGAGAUCAUCGAGGACCGCAAUGAACUUGACGCAGAAAUGGUGGCUGAGGAAAAGGCACUCGUUCGGAAGAUCGACCUCUUCCUUAUGCCAACGAUUUGGAUCAUGUACUUGCUUUCCUACAUGGACAGGACGAACAUUGGAAAUGCGAAAGUCGCAGGUAUGACGGACGAUCUUGGGAUGAGCAGUAACGACUAUUCGGUCGCCCUGGUCGUUUUCUUCGUGACAUACGUCGCAUGGGAAGUCCCCUCCAACCUCAUCCUCUCGAAAACCAAACCAUCGAUCUUCCUCCCCGUCAUCAUGUCUCUCUGGGGCAUCGCCACCUGCUGCAUGGCGAAAGUUGAUUCGUUCGGUCAGCUCGUCGCCUGUCGAGUGAUCGUAGGGCUUCUCGAAGCUGGAUUCGCGCCCGGGAUUCUUCUGAUCAUCUCAUCGUGGUAUCGACCGAACGAGCAGUCGAAGCGUUUCGCCAUUUACAUUUCCGCGGCCGUACUAUCGGGAGCAUUCGGCGGAGUGCUGGCGGGAGCUAUCACGAAAGGAAUGGAAGGAGUCGCAGGGUUGAGAGGUUGGCGAUGGUUAUUUAUCAUCGAGGGAGCUGCGACCGUCCUGUGGGCCAUUGUCUCGUACUUCAUCCUGCUGGACUUCCCGUCGAAUACCAAGCGGCUGUCCGAUCGCGAACGAGCGCUGGCGAUAUCCCGUCUGCAGGCUGCCAAUGUACACGGCGAAGCGGAAUGCGAAGAGCAUUUGACCUCCAUCCAGGCAAUGAAGCAGGCUUGUUCGUCGUGGCGAGUUUGGCUGUUCGUUGUCGGCUACAUGGUUAUCGUCGGAUCGAGCACAUUGUCCUACUUCUACCCAACGCUAGUCCAAGGUCUAGGGUACAACUCGACCAUGGCACAGUACAUGACCGUCCCAAUCUACGCCGUGGCCUUCUUCUGCGUCGGCUUCACCGGCUACUUCAGCGACAAACACCCCACCCAACGCGGAGCCAUCAUCGCAGCCUGGCUCUCCCUCUCCACAAUCUGCGCCGUCAUCGUUUGCGCCGUGUACGACUUCACUGCCCGCUACGUGCUGCUCGUUGUCAUGGCAGCAGGGUUGUGGUCGAGUAACGCCCUGGCUUUGAGCUAUGCUUCAAGCACAUUCUCGUACAUGCCGCGGGAGACAAGAGCUGUGUCUUUGGCGCUGGUGAAUGCGAUGGGCAAUUUGGCGCAGAUAUAUGGGGCGUACUUGUUCCCGGCGGACGACAAGCCGAAGUAUUUGCUGGGGUUUGGAGUCAUCUCGGGAAUGUGUGGGCUUGGUGUGGCGACGUAUGUGCUGGCGCAUGUGUUGUUGAGGAAGUAUAUC
Molecule: messenger RNA, 1485 nt
Organism: Zymoseptoria tritici IPO323
Lineage: Eukaryota; Fungi; Ascomycota; Dothideomycetes; Mycosphaerellales; Mycosphaerellaceae
Exons: 6
Biological process (GO): transmembrane transport
Cellular component (GO): membrane
Molecular function (GO): transmembrane transporter activity
Source: RefSeq, a predicted model, not a curated record